Ambispora gerdemannii is the source of this 1485-nucleotide messenger RNA. NCBI's taxonomy places the organism in Eukaryota, Fungi, Glomeromycota, Glomeromycetes, Archaeosporales, Ambisporaceae. The record is from the annotation of a GenBank genome assembly.
AUGGUUUCUUCCAGUGUCGUUUCUCAAUUUGAAGAUGAUACAAAAACUAAAGAGCGUUUUAAAGAACUCUUAGAAGCCUGCCGGUCGGGAGAUCUCGAAAAAUUCGAAAUUUUUCGGUGCCCAUCAACGCUUCUGAUGAAUGGCAACGUUCGCCUCUUUACUGCGCAUGUUUAUGGCAAUGGUCAUUAUACAGUUGUUUCUUUUUUGCUCGAAAACGGAGCAAAAUGUGAGAGUGAAACUUUUGAAGGUGAAAGAUGUCUAUACGGGGCUCUCACAGCUAAAAUUCGGGGAUUAUUGUUGACUUACAAAUUCACUAAAGCAGUGGAUGAAAGUCAAUCUUAUCGCAACGUACUGGCACGUUUAUACGAUAAUCCAUUGGAACAUUUCAGCGAUAUUACCCUGAAAGUGAGAUCGAGCUCAUUCCCAAUCAUGGCAACCAAUAAUAUUAAUUAUGAAAGAUUAUAUUCGGGAAAUAUUGUAGAACUUUAUGCGCAUAGAUUUAUUCUUUGUGCGAGAUGUCCUUAUUUUUCUGAAAGACUAAAUACACGUAAUAAUAAUCAGCAUCACCAAUUUUCAUCAAAUGAUCAACAUCACCGAGUCUCAUUUGAGAUUUCACAAGCAGUUGAUCCAACAUGUUUUCAAGCUGUCCUUCGAUACAUAUAUACAAGCAAGGUAGUACAGAUUCCAGAGCGUUUGUUCAUAAAAAUGGUUGAUUUAUGCCAGCUUUUUGGACUUAAAAAUUUGCGUAAAAAGUAUACAAAUAAAAGUGCAGUUUCCAAGCUUUCUACUAGUCAACUUGAUAAAGAAUUGCAACUAGAGAUUGAUAGAUUUUCUGACAAUAAUUCAUCCGAGCAUCAAAAGCCUUAUCCCGACAUGUAUCUAAGAGUUGAGAACACUUUAUACCCGUGCCACAGAGUAAUGUUGAGUACUCGUUCAGAAUACUUUAAUAUUUUACUCAAUGGUCCUUUCGCAGAAGGAUUAUCCAAAACUAAAGAAUACGAUUUGCCAACCAUUACAUUAUCCAAAUGCACUUGUGAAGUUCUAGAAUUAAUACUAGAAUUUAUUUACACUGAUAAAUGCGAGAAAAUUCUGCCGAAUGUUGCGUAUGAGCUUCUCGUGACUGCGGAUAUGUUCCUAUUUGACAGAUUGAAAACUUUGGCGGCAAUUGUGCUCACAAACCAAAAAGGGCCAAUCGACGAUAUUUAUGAGCUGAUGCGCAAAGCAAUCGAUUUGAAAAUUGAUCGGCUGGAACAAUACUGUUGCCGUUGGUUCGCCGAACAUCUUAAAGACGUUUUGCAUGACGAACGAUUUUUGAAUUUGGUUAAAGAAUCGGCACAGUCUAUUCAAAAUCGACAAGCAACCGAUACAAUUCCUCUUAUUGAUGAUUUACGUUAUUGGCUUGCCAAAAAACAUAGGGAGGCAGAGUAUAACCGAAAAUUGGCGCAAAUUGAUGCUAUAUUGGAACAACUGGAUUUAGACGCUUAG